This is a messenger RNA of Mizuhopecten yessoensis (Yesso scallop), 1544 nucleotides long. RefSeq names its product myeloid differentiation primary response protein MyD88-like. Bases 113 to 616 code for a protein of 167 amino acids. NCBI's taxonomy places the organism in Eukaryota, Metazoa, Mollusca, Bivalvia, Pectinida, Pectinidae. The record is from RefSeq and is a predicted model, not a curated record. The transcript is spliced from 4 exons. Gene Ontology annotation, biological process: signal transduction.
AGAUGAUUUUUAGAGUACUGCGGUGUAUUUAAAUGCUAGCGUCUACCUGUACAUUAUAACGUUUGUUCAACUUGCCCUAGGAUAUACAAUACCAAGCGCACAUCUUGUGAAAAUGCCCGAUAAUAAGAUUACGAAGGAAUAUGGGAAACGAUGCGAAGUUAAACACAACUAUGAUGCCUACGUAAGUCACGGAUCGUCAGACAGGGAUAGACAAUUUGUUCGAAUGUUGGCAAACAUCCUAGAACAGGAACCGUUCAACUUUCAUCUUUUCCUACCAGACGAGAACCUUAUCGACAAAGACAACAAUUCCAUUAUAUCAGAAACUAUAAAACAUAAAUGUAACCGGCUACUUCUCGUGAUGUCGAAAGACUAUGCAGUUGACAAGAUGUCAGAUUUCACUGUCAAUGUUGCCUUAGAUAUACCAAACUGUAGACGAGAUCGCAAAAUCAUUCCUGUUAUCAUAGAUAGACAAUGCGGUCUCCCAGUCAUGAUAAACCAUCUGACCAGUGCUGAUUUCACGAUACCUGAAGCUUUGACCUGGGUUUUACCUCGACUGUGCGCCGCUCUAAGAGCUCCUAUUUCAAAACCUUCACAAAUAAAAAGGCGGACAACUUAAAACACGUGUUUUUGAAAAAAGGGAAACAUUAUCGGCCAUGGCAAUCAACCCGUUGGUGCUUCUCAAACCAAACUGAUAUUUCAGCGCCGAAGCAGGAACAACUACUAGAAAGCAUGGCGAAAUGCGAGCAUCAGUUUGCUGUGGUUUUCCUACCGACUCCGGUAUCAUUUGUUAUGUAAUCACUUUGAAUACGAAGCAAUGAAACGCCUAUUUUAGAAUUAAGUUAGUCGAUGUAGAAAGCCACAAAGAGUAUUGGAUCCAAGAUGGCGCCUUAGCAACCCCAUGAACCUACGGCCCUCCCUCCUCAUCACUUCAUCAUGUGUGUGUAUUGCUGUGACGUCAUCAAUUUUAGUGUUACCGACUGAAUUAUCUCCCCCUGUUUCCAAUAGGUGUGUAUUUUGAAUGUGGCGUCAUUUUGACGGAAUUAACUCCCGUUGUUUCUGACUUUUUAGAAUAUUUAGAACUCAUCAAUAGACUGAUCUCAAUUCCCACAUCAUCCGUUUUGGAAAAUAUCACGCUUGUUUAGCUUGGUGAUUCCCUUAUAGCAUAUCUGCAUUGUGUACAAUCGUUCUAAUAUGUCAUAUAUAUUGAGAAUAACGUAUCGAUAGUAAGUGUCGGCAAGUCCAUUGGUACAAACAUCGAGGACUGAUUGACUUCCCUGCAUAGCGUCCCCUCGAUAUACAAGGGCUACGCUCACUUUCGCUCUCUGCACCUCUUGGAUAUGCCAUAGCACCAUUGAAGGCUCAGUGAGCUGGUGGAUGAGACAAGAAGACGAUUCUAUGAUUUACAUAAAAAUAAUCUCGCGACAGAGUAACGGUAAAAUGGAUUUGUUUUAAAGUCAAAGUUCGCUCCCCUGUAAUCUUCAAAGGACAUGUAUCAGCCUUGCGAUUGGUCAGUUUUUGUUUCCUAACAUCAAUCAAAUAGCUAG